This is a messenger RNA of Ceratitis capitata (Mediterranean fruit fly), 1095 nucleotides long. RefSeq names its product mediator of RNA polymerase II transcription subunit 20 (gene MED20). Gene Ontology annotation, biological process: regulation of transcription by RNA polymerase II. The transcript is spliced from 2 exons. The coding region runs from base 43 to 807 and encodes 254 amino acids. NCBI's taxonomy places the organism in Eukaryota, Metazoa, Arthropoda, Insecta, Diptera, Tephritidae. Gene Ontology annotation, cellular component: mediator complex. Gene Ontology annotation, molecular function: transcription coactivator activity. The record is from RefSeq and is a predicted model, not a curated record.
UUUUGUGAUUCCAAACAAACCGGCUGAAAAUCGAAUAAAGCAAUGGGUGUCACUGUGCUGCUGCCAUAUCAAAUACCGGAAGGCAAAACUGGCGCACAAGCCAUUGACUAUCUUACUAAGCGCCUAUUGGCGUUGGGGGCUAUACAUACCGGCCAAUUCUUGGUCGAUUGUGAAACAUAUAUAUCCACGCCACAACAUGGACCAGCCAAAACUGUUCAUGUACUUCACGACUCGGAAUAUCCAGCUUCAACAUUCUCCAUACUAGACAACGGCGCAGGUAAACAAAUACCACUUGUGGCAGACAACCUCUUCGAUUUGCUUAUGUUAAAAAUGACUACUGUGUACACGUCCAAAAAACAAACAAAAAUUGAAUCUAAAGGUGCACGUUUCGAAUAUGGUGAUUUUCUAAUAAAGUUAGGUUCAGUGACAAUGCAGGAAAACUUUAAAGGCAUACUUAUCGAAAUCGAAUAUCGCCCCUGUGUGGUGCUCUCAUUUUGCUGGGAAAUGAUACGUGAAACAUUACAAGGUUUCCUUGGCAUGCCAAUAGCUAAAGAGUAUCCAGCAUAUUUUUCACAACAAAUCAUGAACCCCAUGGGACAACAACAAAUACAUCCGAAACAAAAUGAUCUAUAUGAACCAAUCGAUACGAUUAAUCAAUAUCUGGAAUGUUUCACAAAUUACCGCAAGCAGAAUGUGUUGCCAGUGGCGAGUAAUGUUGGCGUCGGCGCGGGUGCUGGCGGUGUUGCAGUCACGACGCAAAAUGCAGCGGCUGGUAUGCAGGGUGGCAACCAGCGCAUGAGAAUGUAGGAUUAAAGGAUCGGCGGGGGUGAUCGCUGAAGUAGAAUUAACGUUUUAAUUUAUGAAAAAGGUCUAUAUGUUAUAAAAAUAAGCUGUAGCGUAAAUAUUUUUGUAUUGGUAAUAAGAAAAUUUUCAAAAUUAAUAUUCAACUAUCAGUUGUCUCAGUUUUUGGUGCGAGAAAAGAAGAGUAAUAAGAAUAAAUUUUCGGAUGCUUCCAUUAAAUAAUAAAAAUGCCACUGAGGAGCAUUGAUAUGCAAUAUAUUGGAUGAGUGCAUAAGUUCGUGCCCGAUUUCAAGU